Messenger RNA from Talaromyces stipitatus ATCC 10500, 2197 nucleotides. Its product is annotated as xylitol dehydrogenase. Bases 238 to 1302 code for a protein of 354 amino acids. The record is from RefSeq and is a predicted model, not a curated record. Gene Ontology annotation, molecular function: L-iditol 2-dehydrogenase (NAD+) activity; zinc ion binding. Lineage: Eukaryota; Fungi; Ascomycota; Eurotiomycetes; Eurotiales; Trichocomaceae. Gene Ontology annotation, biological process: D-sorbitol catabolic process. The transcript has 3 exons.
UCUAUCCACUUAGUCUGUGUCUACUGGUGGUCGAGAGCAAAAGUUGAGCUGUUCACCUUCCCCGCAUAUGAGCGGAUCCAAUUAUUCUGGCAAGGAACGAGAAUCAUUGGCGACGAGGAAGAACAACUCAACGAUGCGUAACACAUGACCUGAAAAUUUAUUAGACGUUUUUCCCCCAUCAUCUUUUAUAUUGCUGUACUCCCCUUCUAUUCACAUUCUUCUCGUCGACCGGUCACUAUGUCUCUCACGGAAACCAAAAACCUCUCCUUCGUCCUCGAAGGCAUCAAAAAGGUCAAAUUCGAGGAACGCCCAAUCCCUGAAAUCAUUGACCCCUACGAUGUGCUCAUCAACGUCAAAUAUACCGGAAUAUGUGGCAGUGACGUCCAUUACUGGGAGCACGGCUCAAUCGGCUCCUUCGUUGUCCGCGAACCCAUGGUCCUCGGUCACGAAUCAUCCGGCGUAGUGAGCAAAGUCGGCUCAAAAGUGACUACCUUAAAAGUCGGCGACCAAGUGGCCAUGGAACCCGGUAUUCCCUGCCGGCGAUGCGAGCCCUGCAAAUCCGGUAAAUAUCAUUUGUGUAUCAACAUGGCCUUUGCCGCUACGCCGCCGUACGACGGGACAUUGGCGCGGUAUUACAGGUUGCCCGAGGACUUUUGUUACAAACUUCCCGAGAACAUCCCCCUCAAGGAAGGAGCGCUGAUUGAGCCGUUGGGUGUUGCGGUGCAUGUUGUCAAGCAAGGUGGUGUAGUACCGGGAAAUUCAGUGGUCGUAUUCGGUGCCGGUCCCGUGGGAUUGUUAUGUGGUGCUGUCGCAAAGGCAUUCGGCGCAAGCAAGGUCAUUAUCAGCGAUAUCCAACAGAGCAGACUGGAUUUCGCAAAGAAGUAUAUUGCAGACGGCACUUUCCAGCCAGCCCGCGUAUCUGCAGAGGAAAACGCAAACCGUCUCAAGGAGGAGCACGACAUACUCGCUGGUGCUGAUGUUGUUUUGGAAGCAUCCGGCGCUGAACCUGCUGUUCACACCGGUAUUCACGCCCUUAGGACCGGAGGCACGUUUGUUCAGGCUGGUAUGGGUAGAUCAGAGAUUAAUUUCCCCAUUAUGGCAGUGUGUGGAAAGGAGUUGAACUUCAAAGGCAGUUUCCGAUAUGGAAGUGGAGAUUACAAGCUUGCUGUGGAAUUGGUGGCCACAGGCAAGGUCAGCGUCAAGGAGUUGAUUACGGGCGAGUUCAAGUUCGAGGAUGCCGAACAGGCUUAUAUCGAUGUUAAGGCGGGUAAGGGGAUUAAGACUAUCAUUGUGGGUUUGUAAUGAUUUUAUUGAUAUAUAGAUAAUCCAAGAGUGUUGGCAAUAAAGAUUUCAAUGAAAAGACAAAGUAAACCAACUGUGAAGGGGUAUAUGACAAAAUAAAAUAAACGAAUGAUAAACGCUGAACAGCAUCAAGCAGGAAACCGCUCCAGCCAAAAUAUAUAAACAUUCAACAACAGCCCCCUCGAGUCGAACCUGUUAUUCGAAAAACAUCCCCCCAUUCCCCAGCAGAUCCCAUCCAUGAACUAUUAUUACUUCGUUUGGCAUUUCUCUUCCUCCUACCGUGAAGUUGGCUAGCACUAUCAUCAACAGUCAACCCACUCCUCACACUCGCCGCAUCACUCGCCGCCAUCCCCCAGGCUCCAGAAUCACCAUACUGAAUCCCACUCUGCGGAUCAUCCGGAUCAAUCUCACCCAACUCGAUUUUGGUCAGUAUAAUCCUUGCGAGACGAGUAAACAGCUCUUCGACGUUCUGGCCUGAGAAUGCAGAUACUUCAACGGCCACGGGGAUGUUGCUGCGUGUUGCCCAUUCUAUAGCUUCGAGGUCACUGACUUGUCGACCGUGCGAGGCUUUUGUUGCUGUUAGACGAGUACCGGCUGUUGAGAAGUUUGUGCUUGUCACGGAACGGAGGGAGCCUGCUCCUGUCUUGCUGCUCGCAGCAUCGAACAUGUACAUGGAUGUGUUCCUGCUACUCGACACACUAUUCGCAAUCGACGUUGACGCUUCGUCUUCUGUUUCUUCCAUCUCGGUCUCAUCACCAUCAACCAAUAAAUCCGUCUUAUUCCCCGCCAAUAUAGUCGUAAGAUUCGGUGAUGCUAACGCCCUCGCAUCCAUUAAAAAUGUCGGUAGCGCCGCAAACGAGGCAUAUGACGAAACAUCAUAAACUAACACCGCGCC